AUGGAGAGAAAAAUUAAAAAGUCUGCAAUCCGUCGCAGUUAUAAAAAUCUAGCAUCAGUUUGUGUCGGAUGGUUUCUGUUGGUCGUAUCAUUCGGAUCACUUCAGGGUAUUGUCAGUAGUAUUAACCAUGAAGAUGGUCUUGGAUUCUUUUCUAUGGCAUGUUUUUACGCGGGUGCUAUCAGAAGAUUCCUAAUUGUAGCUCCUCUUGUAUUUUACAAUGGACUUCAGUGGGCUUUUGCUGUAGGUGAUAUAAUGAAGGCAUUUGGUGGAUGUGUUUUUGGUGCAGAAAAGGUUGGGACAUUUAUAGCAACAUACCAUUUUGCAACAUGCCUGUCUUCAGUAUUUUCAGGAUUAGCUGAACCAAGAACUGGUAGAAAAAUAUUGUUCAUGUUCGCUUUAAUGGGUGAAUUAUUUCCUUCGGAGGUGGAAUCUGCAAUGGCAGUUUAUUUAAUGUUCCGGUCAUUUGGUCAUAUCACAGGAUUUGGAUACGCCCACUUUUUGUGCAUGAACACAAAGAUUUAUGCUACUGGUGGUAUUUGUUUGGUAGCAUCUGGAUUUGUUGCUGUAUUUCACCAAAAGCCCCAUCUACAGAAAGAAAAUCUUAACACUGUAAAAGCUUGAUUCGUGUAUAGAUUUGAUCGAAAAGUUACUAACCAUUUCGAUAAUAAGACGGAUGUUUCUGUCAAAGCUGGAUAUGUACACCUUCCCGGGGCACCAUUCCUUGUUUAUAAUUUUCACUUAAUUGUCUUAUUACUUCGGAUUGUUUUCGUUUCUACAUAUCCAAUCAUUCUAAUCAUUUUCUGUGCUUUAUUGUGUAAUAAUUCAUUUGAUUUUAUUGCUCAAAUUUCGGGUACCAUGAUUAGUUCAUAAAAAAUAUCUUAUCUAUCCAUCUGAAUCACAAUUUAUCUCAUCUUUAGUUCAUUUGGUGUCUUCCAUCUAUUACAAUAAUUAUGAUCUAUUUCUUUCAAUUACAUGUAGUUGAAUUUAGGCACAAAAAUAAUAAUAAUUGAUAAUUGUUUUCAGUAGAAGUAGAAUGAAAUCCAUUCAGAUUCAAUGCGAGAAAUAGUAUUAGAGCGUAAAAUGGUACGAUUUCUUGAGACUAAAAAUACUUGUACUAAAUCAUGGAAUAACGCGCUUUUGUAAAUUUAUAUUUGAGCAUUUUGACUGUUAAUUAUCGAAUGUUGUGCCAAUGUCAGAUAUAUGAUGAUUGGUUGUGAUCGAUAUAUAUUCCAACUUGUCAAUACUAGAGACGAAUUAAAUCUAGUCUUGUUUUAUUUUUUGUAAACAUGUCUCUUUGAAUUGCUGUUUAGAACAAUUUUUUCUUUUUAUUCAUAUAAGGGGUGUGUCGCCGUCAGGAAUCUCAUCAGUGGUUGUAUUAUAUAUUAUCUAAGUAUAUUGGUUAUUUGGGGAAUUUGUGAAAGAAAUAAUUGUUUUGUGUUAACCUGUGCAUUUAUUAUUAGCAUAAUUGAAUCAUUGAUUUUGGGAUCUUAUAUGUUCAUCAAAAUUGUAUAAUGCUUUCAUUCUCACUUUAUUUCCGGAGAGGACUGGGGCGUGUUUUUUUGUUCUUCAGUAGUGAACCAGAAGAGGUUCAUUUCUGUUUUUUUUGCAUUGGGGAGAUCUUCUGGCUCUCUUCUAUCUCUUUUUUUUUUUAAAGGUAGUUAAGACGGCAGAGGCACAUAACAAACAUGGCGUCGCUUAGUUUAAAUGACAUUAAUAAAUUUAUA
Molecule: messenger RNA, 1724 nt
Organism: Mytilus californianus (California mussel)
Lineage: Eukaryota; Metazoa; Mollusca; Bivalvia; Mytilida; Mytilidae
Exons: 4
Coding region: 1-621 (206 amino acids)
Source: RefSeq, a predicted model, not a curated record